AUGUUGGCAGUUAGAACUCCCCUUCGCUUGAAUGUACGUGGGAAUCAUACUCUGACAGCCAAAACCACGCCUGACGGCCCACUUGUUGGAGUCAAAAUUCUGGAUUUGACACGCGUUCUGGCGGGCCCAUUUUGCACGCAAAUCCUGGCGGACUAUGGUGCUGAUGUGAUCAAAGUGGAAAAUCCAAAUGGAGGAGACGACACCCGACUCUGGCGCGAAGCUGGAGAGGAGGCUAUAUGGAAACCCGAGGCUUCCAAUACUUCUAUCUAUUUCAAUACCAUCAAUCGAAACAAGCGCUCGAUUGCGGUCAAUCUGAAGAAAGAGAGCGGAAGACAAAUUAUCCUAGGCCUUGCCCGUAAGGCAGAUGUGGUAGUGGAGAAUUUUAUCCCCGGAAAAUUGGAUAAGCUUGGCCUUGGCUAUGAUGUCUUGAAAGCUACCAACCCAUCUAUCAUCCUAGCGAGUAUUUCAGGAUAUGGCGCCGACGGACCAUAUGCGCAGCGCGCAGGCUACGAUGUGAUCGGAGCAGCCGAGGGCGGCCUACUCCAUAUUACAGGAGAGGCAGAUGGCCCUCCCACUAAGCCUGGCGUCGGCCUAAUGGACAUGUGCACAGGCUUGUAUCUUCAUGGCGCAAUAGUAUCAGCAUUACUUGCACGAGGAAAAACAGGCCACGGACAGAAGAUUGAUACCUCGCUAUUUGAGACGACUAUUUCCAUUCUCUCCAAUGUGGGAAUGUCCUGGAUGAACCUCGGCAAAGAAGCCCAGCGUUGGGGUACAGGUCAUCCAACCAUCGUUCCAUAUGAGGCCUUCAAAACGAAGGACUCGUUUCUCGUCGUGGGUGCCGUUAACAGUCGGCAGUUUGAGACCCUCUGUGGUUAUCUAGGAGAAGAAGGGCUGGCCAACGAUCCUCGCUUUCUGGAUAACAAUGCCCGAGUCCAGAAUCGUAAAGAGCUCAAGCGCAUAUUGGAUGAUCUCUUCGUCCGGAAGUCGAGGGGAGAAUGGGAAAAGAUAUUUGAAGGGAGUGGAAUGCCGUACGGUCCAAUCAACAACUUGGAAAAUGUCUUUUCGCAUCCACAGACAGUGGCAAGAGACAUGAUGCAGACAGUCACUCAAGCUGAGGCGAUAUCGGGAAAUGUCAAGGUCCUUGGAAUGCCUGUGAAAUUUAGCGAGUCGAAACCGACAAUCAGAGAAGGGCCACCUUCUCUGGGGAAACAUACCGACGAUGUACUUCAAGAACUUGGACUAACCCCGGAAGCAAUCAAGAAGCUACGCAAAGAAGGAGUGAUUGGAGCUAUUGCUGCGUUCUGA
Molecule: messenger RNA, 1305 nt
Organism: Penicillium atrosanguineum
Lineage: Eukaryota; Fungi; Ascomycota; Eurotiomycetes; Eurotiales; Aspergillaceae
Product: CaiB/BaiF CoA transferase family protein
Exons: 6
Coding region: 1-1305 (434 amino acids)
Molecular function (GO): catalytic activity
Source: RefSeq, a predicted model, not a curated record